GAUCAUCGACCCAGGGAGAGCUGAGGUGUCACAGCAGCUGUAAUAAUCCUUCAUAUGUCUGGUUCAGUAAUGGACAGAAAAUGGAUGGAGAAACAUCUUCUUCUCUCAGAGUCUCUGUUGAAGAUAACAACAGCUAUUCCUGUGCUGUUACAGGAUAUGAAGAUUACCGCUCUCCUCCAGUGUAUGCUCCAAAGGUUGUUACCCUGUCUCUGACUCCCACUGGGGAUAUCAGAGAGAACAGUAGAGUGACUCUGACCUGUAGCAGUGAUGCUAACCCAGCAGCUACUUAUACCUGGUACAAGAAUGGUAAACCUCUCAAUAAAAAUACACAGAUUGUCUUCAGCUCCAUCCAGUCCUCUGACUCUGGAGAGUAUUACUGUGAAGUUGAGAACGAGUUGGGGAGGAGGACAUCUAGAUCCAUCUCUAUUGAUGUGAAAUAUGCUCCAAAGCUUCCCUCUGUGUCAGUGAGUCCUUCUUCUGAGGUAGUGGAGGGCAGUUCAGUGACUCUGACCUGUAGCAGUGAUGCUAACCCAGCAGCUACUUAUACCUGGUACAAGAAUGGUAAACCUCUCAAUAAAAAUGCCCAGAUUGUCUUCAGCUCCAUCCAGUCCUCUGACUCUGGAGAGUAUUACUGUGAAGCUGAGAACGAGUUGGGGAGCAGGACAUCUAGAUCCAUCUUUAUUGAUGUGAAAUAUGCUCCAAAGCUUCCCUCUGUGUCAGUGAGUCCCUCUGCUGAGAUAGUGGAGGGCAGUUCAGUGACUCUGACCUGUAUCAGUGAUGCUAACCCAGCAGCUAACUACACCUGGUACAAGGAGAAUGAAGACUCACCGAAAGCAUCAGGACAGAUCUUCACCAUCACUGACUUCAGAGCUGAACAAAGUGGGAAUUAUUACUGUGAAGCCCAGAACAGCAGAGGACGUCAGAACUCCACCUUAAAUCUGAUUGUUGUAGCAGGGAAUUCAACAACAAUAAUGCAUAUCAUCUGGCUGACUGUGGUGGUCCUGAUGCUGAUUCCUCUGCUGCUCCUGAGUCUGUGGGCGAGGAAGAAGAAAACUCUGAGCUCCACCACUGAACCACAUGAGCCUGUAGAGAGAGAGGUGAAGAAGGUGUAA
Molecule: messenger RNA, 1112 nt
Organism: Sander lucioperca (pikeperch)
Lineage: Eukaryota; Metazoa; Chordata; Actinopteri; Perciformes; Percidae
Product: B-cell receptor CD22-like
Exons: 8
Coding region: 81-1112 (343 amino acids)
Source: RefSeq, a predicted model, not a curated record